ACCAGGAUGGAGAAUCAAUAACUCAGUAAAUACUGCAGGUCACUGACCAGGAUGGAGAAUCAAUAACUCAGUAAAUACUGUAUCUCACUGACCAGGAUGGAGAAUCAAUAACUCAGUAAAUACUGCAGGUCACUGACCAGGAUGGAGAAUCAAUAACUCAGUAAAUACUGUAUCUCACUGACCAGGAUGGAGAAUCAAUAACUCAGUAAAUACUGCAGGUCACUGACCAGGAUGGAGAAUCAAUAACUCAUUAAAUACUGCAGGUCACUGACCAGGAUGGAGAAUCAAUAACUCAUUAAAUACUGCAGGUCACUGACCAGGAUGGAGAAUCAAUAACUCAGUAAAUACUGCAGGUCACUGACCAGGAUGGAGAAUCAAUAGCUCACGGCAGGUCUGGGAAGUAUGUCAAGUAUGUAACAGAAUAAAAUAUGGACGUAGCCAUGGCUAUGGGUUCCGGCUUGGCUGUUUGCGUUUCUCAAGGAAUAGGAUGCCAUUUUGAAUGCAGACCGUGUAUUGGGCCCACACCAGCACCACACCAACAAUGACUUCCUCUGUCAUGUGGUCCCAGAUCCAAAGUUAGAGGACCAUGGGAGGUGCGGUGGUGGACGAGGGACCUGGGGGGGUGAAGGCACCAGACGGGGGGUGGGGCUGGGCUGUGCUGUCCGGCUGUUUCGUCAUCACUGGGUUCUCCUACGCCUUCCCCAAGGCUGUCAGCGUGUUCUUCAAGGAGCUGAUCAGAGAGUUCGACGUGGGGUACAGCGACACAGCAUGGAUCUCAUCUAUACUGCUGGCUAUGCUGUACGGCACAGGUCCUCUGUGCAGUGUGUUGGUGAAUCGUUACGGGUGUCGUCCGGUGAUGAUGGUGGGGGGACUUUUUGCCUCUCUGGGGAUGAUUCUGUCUUCCUUCUCCACCAGCAUCCUCCACAUCUACCUCUCUACUGGAGUCAUUACAGGUCUGGGCCUGGCGUUGAACUUCCAGCCGUCUCUGAUCAUGCUGAAUCGCUACUUCAGUGAGAAGAGGCCCCUGGCUAACGGCCUGGCUGCUGCUGGGAGUCCUGUGGCCCUCUGCUGCUUAUCACCUCUGGGACAGCUGUUGCAGUACCAGUACGGUUGGAGAGGAGGCUUCCUCAUCCUCGGAGGGCUCCUGCUCAACUGCUGCGCCUGCGCGGCCCUCAUGAGGCCCCUAGUGGCCCCUCCUAAACCCCACCAGCGGGAAGACGUAGAGAAGGAGGGAAAAGAGUUGGAGGUAGAGAAGACCCAGUCCAAACCCAAACCUCUCCUGGACUUCAGUGUGUUUAAGGACAGGGGUUUCCUGAUCUACACCAUAGCUGCAUCUAUUAUGGUUCUGGGUCUGUUUGUGCCACCGGUGUUCGUGGUGAGCUAUGCCAAAGAGCUGGGCAACGAAGACACCAAGUCGGCCCUCCUCCUAUCCAUCCUCGGCUUCAUAGACAUCUUCGCCCGGCCCACCUGUGGCAUCAUCGCUGGGCUGAAGUGGGUCAGGCCCAGAGUUGUUUACCUGUUCAGCUUUGCCAUGAUCUUUAAUGGAUGCACUGACCUGGUGGGAUCUCAGGCGAAGGACUACCCGUCUCUGGUGGUGUUCUGUGUGUUCUUCGGGAUCUCCUACGGCAUGGUCGGGGCGCUACAGUUUGAGGUUCUCAUGGCGAUCGUUGGCACGGAGAAAUUCUCCAGCGCUAUAGGACUGGUGUUGCUCAUGGAAGCUAUUGCUGUGCUGGUGGGACCACCUGGAGCAGGUCGGCUGCUGGACGCCACUAAGAACUACAUGUACGUGUUCCUGCUGGCAGGAAUUGAGGUGGUCCUCGCCGCCGUGGUCCUGGCCACGUGUAACUUCCUGUUCAUCAGGAAGAAGCCCACGGAACCCGCUGCGGAACUGGAGAACGGAACGGUUUCCGCGGAAAUGGAGCUUCUCAACAAGCCUGUUGCUGCUGAGGAAGAGGAGGAGGAAGUAGAGAAGGGGGAGAAAGAGGUGAAGGAGAUGAAGGAGAAAGAGGAGAAGGAGAAAGAGGAGGUGAAGGAGAUGAAGGAGAAAGAGGAGGUGAAGGAGAUGAAGGAGAUGAAGGAGGAAGCGGUUGAGAAAGCAAAGGAGGACGAGGAAGACAGUGAGAAAAAGAAGGAGGAAGAGAAAAAGAAGGAGGAGAUCAGGCCUGAGAGCGUAAUGGUGGUCUCAGAAGAAGUGGAGAGCUUCCUUAAAGAACCAGAAGAACAAAAUGGUGCCUUGCUCUCCAGUUUUGAGACACGUCUGUAGGAGGAAGAGAACCUGGCACAGGACAAACUACAGACUUUAAACUUAAACACUGCCAAGGGCACUUUAAAGGGCACUAAGAAUUGUACUCCGCAGUGUACUUUGAAGGGCACUAAAAAGUGUACUUAGAAGUGGGCCAAGAAAGUGCUUAGAAAAGCAUACUGGGGAAGACACAGCUGGUCCUAGCAGUAUCCUCCUGUAUCUAGUUGAGGUGUUGUUGUGUUGUUAUGUUGUGUAGCUGUUCUCUGUGGGCUGUGUGCCAUAUCAACAACAAUAACACACACACACACACACACACACACACACACACACACACACACACACACACACACACACACACACACACACACACACACACACACACACACACACACACAAUCGUUAAGUGAAACUGAUAAAUGUCAAGUGAAUAGCCGUGUUAAUAGUGUUGUGCCCUGCCGUGUGAAUUGUGAAGCUACCAGUGUGUAGUGCUGCAGGGCGAUAUAUGGUAGACACCAUGUUGUUGUCUGUAACAAUGUGGAAUAAAUACCGUCACUUCCUACCACUGUUACUCUGGAACACAACAUUACAAGUGUUCCGGAACUUUAACUAAACCCAGCGUGGAACAUUCCGCUGUCAGUCAACAUUCCGCUGUCAUUCAACAUUCCGCUGUCAGUCAACAUUCCGUUGAGUGGCAGAAUGAGGAAUGAAUGGAUAGAUAUCUGGCUACUGUUAUGCAUAUCAUUUCACUCGGAGCUUUGGCACAGACGUUUAAAGGUAUAGUGAUGUUGAAUGGUUGAAUUUCACUCUGUAACCUUGUAGAGAUUGUAGACUUUAUUAGACUAGGACACACAGAGAGAGAGAGAGAUGCCAAUGAGAACACUAGACUAGUAUCCCUGGUUACCUCCCUAAUGGCACCCAGACAGAGAGAUGCCAAUGAGAACACCAGACUAGUAUCCCUGGUUACCUCCCUAAUGGCACCCAGACAGAGAGAUGCCAAUGAGAACACCAGACUAGUAUCCCUGGUUACCUCCCUAAUGGCACCCAGACAGAGAGAUGCCAAUGAGAACACCAGACUAGUAUCCCUGGUUACCUCCCUAAUGGCACCCAGACAGAGAGAUGCCAAUGAGAACACCAGACUAGUAUCCCUGGUUACCUCCCUAAUGGCACCCAGACAGAGAGAUGUCAAUGAGAACACCAGACUAGUAUCCCUGGUUACCUCCCUAAUGGCACCCAGACAGAGAGAUGCCAAUGAGAACACCAGACUAGUAUCCCUGGUUACCUCCCCAAUGGCACCCAGACAGAGAGAUGCCAAUGAGAACACCAGACUAGUAUCCCUGGUUACCUCCCUAAUGGCACCCAGACGGAGAGAUGCCAAUGAGAACACCAGACUAGUAUCCCUGGUUACCUCCCUAAUGGCACCCAGACAGAGAGAUGCCAAUGAGAACACCAGACUAGUAUCCCUGGUUACCUCCCUAAUGGCACCCAGACAGAGAGAUGCCAAUGAGAACACCAGACUAGUAUCCCUGGUUACCUCCCUAAUGGCACCCAGACAGAGAGAUGCCAAUGAGAACACCAGACUAGUAUCCCUGGUUACCUCCCUAAUGGCACCCAGACAGAGAGAUGCCAAUGAGAACACCAGACUAGUAUCCCUGGUUACCUCCCUAAUGGCACCCAGACAGAGAGAUGCCAAUGAGAACACCAGACUAGUAUCCCUGGUUACCUCCCUAAUGGCACCCAGACAGAGAGAUGCCAAUGAGAACACCAGACUAGUAUCCCUGGUUACCUCCCUAAUGGCACCCAGACAGAGAGAUGUCAAUGAGAACACCAGACUAGUAUCCCUGGUUACCUCCCCAAUGGCACCCAGACAGAGAGAUGCCAAUGAGAACACCAGACUAGUAUCCCUGGUUACCUCCCCAAUGGCACCCAGACAGAGAGAUGCCAAUGAGAACACCAGACUAGUAUCCCUGGUUACCUCCCUAAUGGCACCCAGACGGAGAGAUGCCAAUGAGAACACCAGACUAGUAUCCCUGGUUACCUCCCUAAUGGCACCCAGACGGAGAGAUGCCAAUGAGAACACCAGACUAGUACCCCUGGUUACCUCCCUAAUGGCACCCAGACGGAGAGAUGCCAAUGAGAACACCAGACUAGUAUCCCUGGUUACCUCCCUAAUGGCACCCAGACGGAGAGAUGCCAAUGAGAACACCAGACUAGUAUCCCUGGUUACCUCCCUAAUGGCACCCAGACAGAGAGAUGCCAAUGAGAACACCAGACUAGUAUCCCUGGUUACCUCCCUAAUGGCACCCAGACGGAGAGAUGCCAAUGAGAACACCAGACUAGUACCCCUGGUUACCUCCCUAAUGGCACCCAGACAGAGGUACCCUGUUUCUGUUUGUUUCAGUGUCAUAACAUUAACUACGAUGGCAGAAAUAGGUCACACUGUUUCUAGACUUCACAGUUUAAUCUGUAGAUGCUGGGUGAGUCCCAAAUGGAACUCUACUCCCUAUAUAGUGCACUACUUUUUUUUAUACCAGGGUCCCCAUAGGGCUCUGUUCAAAACUAGUGCACUAUAUAGGGAAUAGGGUUCCAUUUGGAACCAGUCUGGCAGAACUAGCUGACAGAAACCAUUCAGUCCGGAGGAACCAACGACCUCCCAUGCAGAUCUAAAAAACACAGAACUUUAAAAAAUGUAUUGAUACAUGUAUUGAUAAAUGUAUUGAUAGAUGUAUUGAUAAAUGUAUUGAUACAUGUAUUGAUACAUGUAUUGAUACAUGUAUUGAUAGAUAUAUUGAUAAAUGUAUUGAUACAUGUAUUGAUACAUGUAUUGAUAGAUAUAUUGAUAAAUGUAUUGAUACAUGUAUUGAUACAUGUAUUGAUAAAUGUAUUGAUACAUGUAUUGAUAGAUAUAUUGAUAAAUGUAUUGAUAAAUGUAUUGAUAAAUGUAUUGAUAGAUGUAUUGAUAGAUGUAUUGAUAGAUGUAUUGAUAGAUGUAUUGAUAAAUGUAUUGAUAGAUGUAUUGAUAGAUGUAUUGAUAAAUGUAUUGAUACAUGUAUUGAUAGAUGUAUUGAUAAAUGUAUUGAUAGAUGUAUUGAUAGAUGUAUUGAUAGAUGUAUUGAUAGAUGUAUUGAUAAAUGUAUUGAUAGAUGUAUUGAUAAAUGUAUUGAUAGAUGUAUUGAUAGAUGUAUUGAUACAUGUAUUGAUAGAUGUAUUGAUAAAUGUAUUGAUAGAUGUAUUGAUAAAUGUAUUGAUAGAUGUAUUGAUAGAUGUAUUGAUAGAUGUAUUGAUAGAUGUAUUGAUAAAUGUAUUGAUAGAUGUAUUGAUAGAUGUAUUGAUAGAUGUAUUGAUAGAUGUAUUGAUAGAUGUAUUGAUAGAUGUAUUGAUAAAUGUAUUGAUAGAUGUAUUGAUAGAUGUAUUGAUAGAUGUAUUGAUAGAUGUAUUGAUACUUUAUGUCAGUAUUAGUUAAGGAAGGCUAAUAUCCGUUUCAUGCUAAGCUAUAUUUAUAUCCUUGUUCACUGCGUGUUCUGUUUUCUCAGUGCUGCAUGUUAACAGAUAAAGACGAUGUUGACGUGGA
Molecule: messenger RNA, 5810 nt
Organism: Oncorhynchus kisutch (coho salmon)
Lineage: Eukaryota; Metazoa; Chordata; Actinopteri; Salmoniformes; Salmonidae
Product: monocarboxylate transporter 4
Exons: 9
Coding region: 587-2263 (558 amino acids)
Biological process (GO): monocarboxylic acid transport; transmembrane transport
Cellular component (GO): basolateral plasma membrane
Molecular function (GO): lactate:proton symporter activity
Source: RefSeq, a predicted model, not a curated record